AUGGCGACUGUCCGCUCUCUCGGCCUCCACGUCCCCUCCGCCCUCCCGUUCCUGAUCGCAGAGAACCUCCUACCCCCCGAUCCUUCUGACGACCAGUUUGCCUGGAAGACUUGUGUCGACGAAACGCCAAAUGGCACUGUUGCGGACGAGAUUGUCUGGACAAAAGAGUGCGUCGUGUGGUCACGAGCCGGGAUUGUGACGAGGGUAUUUCGAUUGGAUCUGGAGAAGGAAGAGAUACGACAUGCUUUGAUAACACACUUUGCGCCAGAGAAGGCAAAGAAGUCCGACGCGAAUGGCAAUGAUACAUGGGGAUCUCCGACAGGAGCACAGCGGGGACCGGAACCGAAGCUGGCUGCUUCUGGGUUGACACUGGGUCUACGAGAUGGAGAGAUACAGGGGACAAGCGGUUCUGGCUCGACGAAUGGGCUGUCUAGAGCUCUGGUGGUGGUGCUCAAGUCUCAGGCGCACAUCUUCUUUCUUACUGGCAACAGCCAUGUCAUCCCAUUGCCCUUCGAAGUCGACUCGGUGUUUGCUACUCCCAGAGGCCUUCUAUUUCAAAGGAAGGUCCAGGAAGAGGAUAUCAGCUCCACAAUAUACCCAAUGGCGCCUCCCAAUUCUUUUAUAUCUCGACCGGGUACGGCGUCUCAGUCUCAAACCAAUCAGCCGUCAUUAACGGUUUCCCCUCUCCAGCCCUCUCUGAAACCAAAGAAGAGUAAACAUGCCAACCUUCCUAGGGUCUUUUCCCUGAUGGAUCCUCAUUCCGAAAUGGGACUGGUUGUCACCAGCCAGUCUUCUCGUUGGUUGCAAAGCAGCACCAGUAGCAAACCUUCUGGAUUAGAUGUUCUGGAUCCAGCAGAUGAAAUAGUAUAUGUCUCUCCAACAAACGAGCUGUCAGGCUCUAGUCAAGCAUUAACCAAGGGGCCCCUCAUACUUGUCGUGACAGUCAAUUCGCAUACGGGUCUGUAUACCAUCUGGACCGCACGCUAUGGAGAUGAAGAGAACGCAACAUCGUCUUCGUCGAAGAAACGAGAAAGACGUGAGACGGGAGGCACCCGCUCUCGACGACGAAGCUCCCAUUUUGGAAUGGCCACUGGAGCGACAACCCCCGUGGCCCGUCCAUCUACUGCUCGGGAAAGCUUUGGCCCUCGAGAGAGCUGGAACACUCCCGGGCUAUCACACUCGCAGUAUUCUACCGAUGGGAGACCGGACGAGGAGGAUCUCGCAUCUCGCUUGGGUCAAGAUUUGGGUGACCUCGGGGUUCCGUCCAAAAACUCACGACGGGUGAGCUCUUUGCUUGCACGCGCAGACUUGGCGACCAACCAAGAUAGAAUCGCGUUUUCAGACCUUGCGACAGGAAGCCAGUCCACCACUGUGUCUCAUGGAGGGCUGCGGCAGUCUAUAAGCGGCGCCAGCACCCGUGGAAGCUUUGGAUUCAACCCUCGCGGAUCUCUGCCACCGGGAAGUGCUUCUAUUUACAGCACCACAAGCAGCGCUGCUGACGGUCCGGUUGAUAGGCUCCUGGAGGAGUUGAACAAUGAUAGCCUUUAUGAGGGAUUUGAGAGCAUGGACCUUAAGGGAGCUGCGUCGGGUCUCCCGGAGGAAGUACUGCUUAACAAAAUCGAGAGCUUUCCUAUGAAGUUCUCGGGCAAUUUCCAGGCAAACACCAAAUCCAAGUCUCGACGGCUGAAGAUCUCUACCAUGACGCCCUCUGCUUGUGGUCAUUCACAGAAUGGGCUCACAGCUGUCUUGGCUAUUUGUGUCGUUGAUCAAGAUGCAAAAUCCAUGGCGAUUGUCAACCUAAGGGCCGACCGAAUUGCGUUCCCGAAAAAGGAUCGAGUUAUUUCCAAAAAGACGAAGAAGAAUGUGUCCCCGGAUGAACGCUCCUUGCUCGUCCAGGCGACUGGUGUACAUCAUUAUUCCAACGUAUUGGAUGCCUGCAAGGUUGUGGACGGAGAAGUCUCGCGGUUUGCGAUAUUGAGCGUCGCAGACCAAGGGGAGCACGAAAUAUCUUUGCAGUCUCCGUGGUGCAGUCCAAUGACGGUCGAGGUUCCCAGGAGACUCAUGCUCUACGAUCCAUACGGUGUAUCCACAAGUACCCCGAUGAACAGGCCUCGUGAGAGUGGUUUGCACCGGCUCAUGACGGACUCGUCUGUUACAGUUACAGGACUGGAUCACCCAUCUGUCCGUGGCCGAAUCGACGUGAUUGAUGACAUGAAGCGGAAGCACAGCCUGCAAAUUCAAAUGGAACCUAGUAACGAGGUCGUCAGGCGUAUCAUAAGAGUCUGUAGGUUCGUUUUGCGCGAUACGGAAAAGGCUGGAGAAGGAAUCUUGAUCGGAUGGUGGAAGGUCAUGAAAUGGCUUCGCGCCAGGGAGACAAACGAAAACGAUUUGGAAUGGACAGCCAUGGUAAUUGUUCUGUUCUCGAUGGCUAUUCCAUUCAUCAGCGGCCACACGCCACAAACCCCAGUUAAAACUCGCAGGCGAAGGGGCCUUCCCAGAUCAAGCAGUGGAAGCUACGCCGACUUGGAGAGUUGGGAGGCGAUGCUGGACCAAGAGUCAGGCUCUGCUGGUGUGGUCGCGCCAUGGAUGAACAACAGCGCAUGGGGAUGGAUCGUCGAGCAGGAUGCUGAAGAAGAGGACCACAGCAGUGCACCGUUAACGCGUGGACGGAGAACAUCCACCAUGGAUCAGUUGAACUCCAGCCGGUCUACAUUCCGCAAAAACUCCUACUUGCUUCGAUGUGCCGCUUUGACCCGCGAGUUCUUGCAAACUCCUCAAGGGACCGAGGCUUCAGGACCGGAAGGCUAUCUUCCAACCGCAGAGUCUUACAAUGAGAACUCUCGCCGGACCGCCUUGUGUACGGUGUUUGUGGGCUUACAUAUUCUACGGGAAGAGCAAAAGCUGUCUAUUUGCGAGACAGAGCAAUCUCGUAGGACCCUAGGUCUACUCGCUCCGGUGCUGGCACAGAUCGGGCGAUACCUGGGUUGGAAGGCGUGGACAUGGACCGAAGAUUCUUACUUUGGUUGCGAAAUUGCGAGUAUCGAUCGCUGGCAAUUCGAGGAUGCUGAGAUUUCUACACUCAACGUUCCCUCUGAGCCAUUUGCACCUCCCUCGAUCUUCGCAUACAUGGAGAACGCGUGGCGCCAACGGUCGACGCCGUUCCUUUCACUCCUCGAUCUUAUCAGUGCUUCGGAUAGAUCUUCGAAGAAGGGCAAGUUGUGGCAAGAGUGUUUUACUUUGACACCCAGAAUGCUGGCGUUGAAUGGGUUCCUCUCCGAAGUGCACCGCUGCUCAACAACACUGGAUAAGGUCAAACUCCUGCAUCGUUGGGGCUUGACGAGGAGUGUCAUUGAGACCUUCCCGGAGGGAGUGAGUGCACCGUUGUACGAGGCAAUCAUGCAAUCCCAGGUCCGCGCGUCGACUUCAUGGAAUGCGGCACUCUUGGAACUUAUUGAUCGGGAAGACUUGAACAUGUCAAUGAAUACCGAUAAUUCUCGCCCAUUCUCGACAGCACCGCAACCAGCAGUGUUGCACGAAGCGGUGCGCGAUUUCCAUAAUGUCGGCAACUCGGCGAUGGAUAUUGAUACAAUCAAUUCUUUCGAAGUUUCGGCAGAAGCAGAUCGGUUCUCUGUGACGCGGCUGAUAUUCCGAGAAGACAAGCGUUUUGUGGAAGCCGCCAGGGUGCUGAAUCAAUCGAAACCACCUGCGGCAGAGUGUGUACCGGAACCAACAUGGACGGACUCGGAUCUGCUCGAGGCGCAGAAGGAAGUCGUGCAGUUGGUAACGCUACGGACGUUAUCUAUUCCUGCUGGAAGAGCCAUGUUGGCCUUUAGUGGUCGGUUACCAUUGUUGACUGAAAAGCUACCGAUUCCGUCGUUUUCGUUGCAGUGUGUGAUGAAGCCUUCUAAUGUGACCAUCAGUGCAGACCGGGCCUCAUUCAGCGAGGAAAAGGUGUGUUGGGCGUUUUUCCACAAUGGUGUGUCGACAGGUCUGGCGAUUUCGAAAGCGUCUAAAGGGAUUGAUACCUCGUGGAUUCUGUUCAAUAAGCCGCAGGACUUGACGAACCGACACGCAGGCUUCCUGUUGGCCCUGGGUCUGAAUGGGCAUCUCAAGUCGCUGGCGAAGUGGGUUGCAUUCAAAUAUUUGACACCGAAGCAUACCAUGACAUCCAUUGGACUUCUACUGGGUCUCUCCGCGUCGUAUCUGGGCACGAUGGACACCCUGAUCACGCGUCUACUUUCUGUGCAUGUAACGCGCAUGUUGCCUCUUGGAGCAGCGGAACUCAACCUGUCACCGUUGACACAGACUGCUGGUAUUAUGGGCAUUGGUCUGCUCUACUGUAACUCGCAGCACCGGAGAAUGAGCGAGGUCAUGCUGUCGGAGAUUGAAAACUCGGAACAAGAAGAUAGUUCUUCGACAUCGCACGAAGACUUGCGAGACGAAGGAUAUCGACUUGCUGCCGGUUUCGCGCUUGGAUUUAUCAACCUUGGCAAGGGCAAAGAUCUCCGGGGCAUGCGAGACAUGCAUAUCGUGGAACGGUUGCUGGCUAUCGCGGUGGGAACCAAGAACGUUGACCUGGCGCACGUCUUGGACCGGGCUACUGCUGGGGCGACGAUUGCGUUGACCAUCAUUUUCAUGAAGACAAACGAUGUAUUUCUGGCGCAGAAGAUCGAUAUUCCUGAUACGACGGUGCGCUUCGACUAUGUGCGGCCUGAUUUGUUCCUGCUUCGAACGUUGGCGAGACAUUUGAUCAUGUGGGACAGCAUCCAGGCCAGUGAAGAAUGGAUUAUCGAGAGCCUUCCAAAGAUCUAUCGCCGACGUUAUCGGCUGACCGGCGUUCGUCGCCUCAAGAGUGACGAUAUGCCGUUCUUCAAUAUCAUCGCAGGUCUUUGCUUCACGCUGGGUCUUCGAUAUGCCGGCACCGCGCAGACGCACGUGCGUGACCUUCUGGUUUCAUAUCUGGACCAGUUUAUGCGGAUUUGCCGACUGCCUGCGAUGAACUACGAUGGAAGGCUCACUCGGAACUCGAUCCGGAACUGUCAGGAUAUCGUCGCGCUUUCUGCGGCCACUGUGAUGGCAGGAACCGGGGACCUGGUACUGUUCCGACGGCUGCGUUCGCUCCACGGCCGCGUGGACCCAGAUACCCCGUAUGGUAGUCAUAUGGCGGCACACAUGGCCGUUGGCAUGCUCUUCCUGGGUGGUGGCAGUUACACGCUGGGCACUUCGGACUUAGCAAUUGCCUCACUCCUCUGCUCGUUCUACCCAGUCUUCCCGACCACAGUGCUAGACAACAAAUGCCACCUCCAAGCAUUCCGACACCUAUGGGUUCUAGCAGCAGAACCACGCUGUCUAAUCCCUCGGGACAUCGACACCCGCCGACCUAUCUCGAUCCCCAUCACAAUCAGCACCAAGACCAACGGCCGACGCAAGCUAACAGCCCCCUGCCUCCUCCCCGACCUAUCCGAGGUCAGCAAAGUUGAAGUCCGAAGCACAGACUACUGGCCCCUAGUCCUAGACUUCGGCCCCAACCAAGGCCUCCGCGAGAAAUUCCGCCAGGGCGACCAAUCAGUCUACCUCCGCCGCAAGACAACAUACAACCCCACGGGCUCCUCAGUCUUCGUAUCAACCUUCACCGGCCUCAGCGAAACACAAGACAAACCCUCCUCCACCACGAAUCCCGCCUCAACAGUCACACUCGCAAAUAACCAAAUGACUCUCGCCCCGCUCUCCCUCUCCAUGGACUCGCAAACCGGAAAACCAUCCACCCCCUCUGCAAAGAGCCUCUGGGACUGGAUCUUCCACCUCCCCUGCCUCCGCGGCCUGGACAUCCGCGAACGCUCGCUCGUCAUGCCCUCCUCCUUCCCGACAAUGUCCGGUAGCCGGAAGAACACACUAUCCAGCAACGCCCCCUGGCUCCGCAUGUCCGCCGUAGACACCAAGUUAGUCCUCGAGCACAACGUAUCGAACAUGGUGAAGGCAGCGAUAAGCGCAAGGGGCGCGGGACCCGAUGAAGUUCGUGAUCGGCUGUGGCAGUUACGGUUGUUGUUUGGGUGGGUUGAUGCGCAGGUGGAGAGGGCUAUUGUUGAUGUUGAUGAUGACGGAGAUGAUACGGAGGUUGAAGACGAUGGGAUUGAUGGGGAUAAGGAUAGUCAGAUGGUGGGAAGUGAGAUUACGGCUUCGAGUAAACGAGGACGCGGAGGGGAAGGGAAUGGGUUGUGGUUGAGGAAGGAGUUUAUUGAGGAGGUUCGGUGGAAGAUUUGGGGGGUGCAGGUUGGGGAGGAUGGUCAUAUUUAA
Aspergillus glaucus CBS 516.65 is the source of this 6294-nucleotide messenger RNA. Its product is annotated as anaphase promoting complex subunit 1. Gene Ontology annotation, biological process: anaphase-promoting complex-dependent catabolic process; protein K11-linked ubiquitination; metaphase/anaphase transition of mitotic cell cycle. Bases 1 to 6294 code for a protein of 2097 amino acids. NCBI's taxonomy places the organism in Eukaryota, Fungi, Ascomycota, Eurotiomycetes, Eurotiales, Aspergillaceae. Gene Ontology annotation, cellular component: anaphase-promoting complex. Gene Ontology annotation, molecular function: molecular adaptor activity. The record is from RefSeq and is a predicted model, not a curated record. The transcript has a single exon.